Messenger RNA from Haliotis rubra (blacklip abalone), 2419 nucleotides. Its product is annotated as receptor-type tyrosine-protein phosphatase F-like. Gene Ontology annotation, molecular function: protein tyrosine phosphatase activity. The coding region runs from base 1 to 2013 and encodes 670 amino acids. NCBI's taxonomy places the organism in Eukaryota, Metazoa, Mollusca, Gastropoda, Lepetellida, Haliotidae. The transcript has 18 exons. The record is from RefSeq and is a predicted model, not a curated record. Gene Ontology annotation, biological process: protein dephosphorylation.
AUGCAGUCAUCAAAUGUUUUGGUACCAGCCGUGUCAGGAACAGUUGUAGGGUUGCUGGUGGUUGCCAUAGUUGUUGCUGUUGUGGUUCUUGUGGGCAGGAGGAGACGGAGGUUUCAAGAUAGCGAUGUGACCAAACACUCUGCACACUUCCGCCCUGAAGAGAAUGGCGCUUUGGCAAACGUAGUUCUGGAUGAGAACAGAACAGGCCACCAGAAGCCACCUAUAAAACCCAAACCUGCCCCACAAGCUGCAUCCAGCAAACAGCUGAGUUCGAAGAGGAAGGCCAUGAGGAAGAAGAUUUGGACGAGGAAGUUCAACCUCCUGACAGUUGUUACUACAACGCAGAAGCCGAAGACGCCAUCAGAGACGUUGCUGUGCCUGAACUUGCUGCAACUGUGGCGAUGCUUAAACAGAGGAAAGAUGGCGACUUGUGACUGGAUUCACAGCCACAUACCAAGACUCCCAGAGACCGAGAACAGUGGAAAAAACAGGUUCAGAGGCUACUACCCCUACGACCAUAACCGUAUCCGCCUGACCCCCCUCCCAGACACUCCUGGCUCGGACUACAUCAACGCCAGUCUCAUGCACAGUUACAACCAGGCGAAGACUUACAUAGCAGCUCAAGCUCCUAACAAGAACACAGUAGGAGACUUCUGGAGGAUGAUUUGGGAACAUUCCUGUAGCGCUGUGGUCAUGCUGACUGGUCUGGUGGAGGAGGUGAAGGUCAAAUGUGAGCAGUAUUGGCCUAACGCUGGUGUAAUGAACACUGAUCACUUCAAAGUUGAGGUGGAUGUAACCCAAGUCCGUGCGAGCUUUACAACGAGACACAUGAAAGUCACUUCCAAGACAACUGGAGAGAAUCGGUCAGUCAUCCAGUUCCACUUCACGUCAUGGCCUGACCACGGUGUACCUGACACCCUCGCUCUCGUCCACUACAUCUGGUUGGUCAGACAGACAGUUGCAGAGAGGGACGGACCACUGCUCGUUCACUGCAGUGCGGGUAUUGGGCGAACUGGCACAUACAUCGCCGUGGACUCCCUGAUAGACCAGGCCCGUGAGGAGGGGGUGGUGGAUGUCCUGGGGUACGUGACAGUCAUGAGGGGGCAGAGGAAGAACAUGAUCCAGACGGCGGCCCAGUACGAAUGUGUCUUCCACUGUCUGGUAGAGAUGACGACAUUCGGCUGCACCAGCAUGGACGUGUCCAGCUUCACCACCAGCUACAGCAACAGCGGCAUGGACACCACGGUUGACGGACGAACUCUCAAACAGUUGUCUCAGAUGCUGUUGUCUGAAACUCAAGAUGAUACUCCCAACAAACGCAGAAUGUGGGUGGAUGGUAACUCUGAAUUCAGUGUGCAUGUUGGACCGACUCUGACGUGUCAGAGGGGGUUCCUGCAAGCCCUUGCCCCACCCUCUAGAUUGAUGAAGUUGUUGUGGAAACUGAUAGAAGAGAACAACGUCCACAACAUCAUCGUCGUCACACCAAAUCUUGGCUUAGCUGAAGCAGAGGGCAGGUCCAAGACGCACGGGGGGAUCACUGUGACGACAACGAGUCACACAAACCUGGCAGUAGACCUUUCCAUGAUGAACCUACAGCUUGCCACAAAAGGAGGCAGGCCACGGAGGGUGAAGAUGGUCAACGCUGAUGCCCAACUGACCAUGGAAACUGUGAUAUCGCAUUUGUUAAACCACGUGGACCUGCAAGACAUCUCAACUCAGACCACCCCUGUUGUUGUCGUUCACAGCAAAAAACACGGAAAACUUGCUGUCUCGCUCUGCAUCAUGGGUAAUAUUCUGUCUGGUAUUCGUGAAGACACCCGUGUUGACGUCAUCGGUCACGUGAGGAUGUUCCUACGAUGUUGCCCUGAGCUACAGUUCACCCAGAGUGAUGUGCAAAUGUUUCAUGACUUUGCGCAGCAAUGUAUCCAGAGGACAGACCCUGCUAAUACCUAUGCCAACAUCCGAACUCACCAAGCUAGAGACCCACAUAACACAGAUUUUUCCAGUGUCUGAACAUGUCACUACGUCACAUAGAGGCAUUGCCUCUGUAUUUGUAACCUUAGCUUCAAACGCAACGGCAGGCUUAUAGGUAACAAGUAUGUUAUAUAUGAAUGUGUAUUGAUGCACGGAAAUUAUCUCUGUGCCAGCUCAUUCUAUUCCAGUGUUCUGCAACACGUCUAUGAACACACAAUGCCAUUUACAAGGUAGACAAAUGUAACAUGUGUUAUAAUAUGGAUUGUUGUUCCCGCAACGUGACGAUAAUUUAACUUAUCAAUUACACUGAAGCCCAAACUCGCAAGCUUACGUCGUCUACUUUUACAUAUACAGCACUUCAAACAUAUGUGAGUCACUCAGUUGUUGGCGAUCUAUAGCCCAUUUUUAUAUUGUGUUGUCCCCUAUGGUUAAAAUGUUUUAGAUU